AUGGAGUCGUCAAAGACAGUGAAGAGCCUGCACGAAGUUGAGACUACCUUUGUAGAGAACAAAGAGAACAAAGAUCAACUAGAUGUUGCAGACGCCGACAGUCGCAUUCGUCGCCUGGCGCAGGAUGCGCCGCCAUUCUACCGAAAACAUAACUUGAUGAACCUGUAUUUGUUGAUGAUACCCGGCUGUCUUGUUCCAUCGGUGACACUCGGGUUUGACUCUGCCAUGAUGAAUGGACUCCAGGCCGUUGGAACAUGGAAUGAAUAUUUCAACUAUCCAAGCGGAAGUAUUCUCGGUCUGCUUACUGCGAUUCUGUCCUUGGGUGCUAUUUGUGCAACUCCGUUCAUCAGCCUAGUCGGAGAUCGAUGGGGCAGACGCAAAGGGAUCCUACUUGGCUCAGCCAUCAUGGGGAUUGGCGGUAUCAUCCAGGGUCUAUCCGUUCACAUUGCUAUGUUUCUUGUUUCCCGCUAUCUAAUCGGAUUCGGGCUUGUAUUUGCCAACACUUAUGCGCCGAUCCUUAUCGGCGAACUCUCCCAUCCAAAAGACCGCCAGGUGGCAACCUCUCUAUACGAAACAACAUGGUAUUUGGGUGCAACCAUGGCUGCCUGGAUUACUUUCGCAACUUUUCCCAUCCCCAAUAACUGGGCAUGGCGCAUUCCAUCUCUCGUUCAAGCGGUACCGGCCAUCAUCACGGCAGCUUGUGUGCUUUUUCUACCAGAGUCACCCCGUUGGUUGAUCGCUAAUGGUCAAAGCCUGAAAGCGAAAGAUAUCUUGAUCAAAUAUCACGCAGAAGGUGAUGAGAAUGAUGAGUUAAUGCAACUGGAAUUUUUGGAGAUGAAGCAGGUCAUCGAAGCAGAUGUGGUGGCUAAUGAGAUCUCCUGGCGCUCCUUGAUUUCCAACAAGGGUAAUCGCCGGAGGAUGUUGUUAAUGGUUAUGCUGGGCGUCUUCUCGCAAUGGUCUGGGAAUGGCUUGGUUUCAUAUUAUCUCGCACGUGUUCUGGACACAGUGGGUAUCUCGAGUUAUAAGACGAAGAACACAAUUAAUGGGUGUCUGAUGAUUUGGAGUUGGAUCUGUUCCAUUUGUUCCGCAUUUUUGACAGCUCAUUUGCGGCGCCGCACCCAAUUUCUAAUUUCCACGGCGGGUAUGCUGGCGGUAUUCGCCAGUCAGACUCUAUGUGCAGGCUUGUUCAACGAGACAGCAAACCAUGCAGCUGGGUAUGCUGUUAUCGCCAUGCUCUUCCUGUUCUACACUUUCUACAACUUGGGGUUCAAUGCUUUGCUUUACUCCUACCCUGUGGAGGUUUUACCUUAUUCAAUCCGGGCCAAGGGGUUUACGGUGCUUAUGUUCUUCGGCAAGGCUGCGAACUUUGUCAACGCCUUCGUGAACCCUAUUGGUCUGUCUGCGAUUGGAUGGAAAUACUACUUGGUUUAUGUUGGGUGGCUGGUUGUAGAGGUUUUGGGAAUUUAUCUUUACUUGGUGGAAACCAAGGGCCCAAGUCUAGAGGCAAUUGCUUCUCGAUUCGACGAGCUAUGA
Molecule: messenger RNA, 1533 nt
Organism: Penicillium longicatenatum
Lineage: Eukaryota; Fungi; Ascomycota; Eurotiomycetes; Eurotiales; Aspergillaceae
Exons: 4
Coding region: 1-1533 (510 amino acids)
Biological process (GO): carbohydrate transport; transmembrane transport
Cellular component (GO): membrane
Molecular function (GO): carbohydrate:proton symporter activity
Source: RefSeq, a predicted model, not a curated record